CUCUACUCCGUACAGCUUAAUCUUUUCAAUACCACCCUUCAGAGUUGUCGGCUGCUAUGUGAGAAUGCCAGAGUCAGCAAAUGAAGGCUGGCAAGAGCUACAAGUGCCAUCUCGACGACAAUGUCCCAAGCUCUUCUACUCCUUCACUACGCAAGAUGAGUCCAUAACGCUCUUGCUAACUGACCUGAUCUCCAUCUGGGAGAGCACCCUUGACAGAUACGACAUCCUGAGUGAUGCGGCUCGUCAGCACGCGAGCAUCGACCCAUCUGUGUCUGCUGAUCAAUUCGAAGUCCUUCUAUCCAAGAUCGGCAAAAGCCUAAAGGAUGGUGAAAACAUUCUCUCAAAGCAAGAACUCCGGAAUUCACAGUUGCUGAUAUUGACCACCAAAAUUGACCUACCGAAGCCGCUGAGACCGCUGGAAUGGACAUUCAAGCUUGCUCCGCAAGAUGCCUCAGAGCUGGCGGAACGCAUCCUCCGGCCAAGUCUCCACGAGGUCGCGGUUUCCCAGGAGAAGAUCAAGUCUUUACUUCGAGCCAUCAAGGACAAGGACCACGUCAUAUCUAGGCUGCUCGAAAGAAUAGGGAGCUCUUCCAUCGACCUGGGAUUGGUGUUCCCUGGCAUCACUGGAAUGGCACGCAGAGGGGGGCAAGUCUCCGUGGAGGAUGCCAAGAAGCAUGUUCCAGGAAUGGCGGCAUUCGAUGAGAAGUCCUGGGUCAAACAAUUCGCCAACGAUGAAGGCUAUGAAGGUGCCGAUCGUACAGGCUUGGGGAACCUGGUCCGUGGUUGCGAAAAGUGUUUCGCCCACACGAAAGCUGAGCAUGAAGAUUGGGUCAAGGAGCUCUCUUCGCCUGAUAAGCGGACCAAAGCUAUCAAUGUGAGGAAUGAUGAACCCAAGUUGACUAAAAAGGAUAUCCGUGGCGAGACUGAACAACGCAAUGACACGACAGACUCGGACAACGAUUUUGAGCGACAACCUACACCGCCUGGACUCAAAUCCAAAGGUCACGGGAAGAGCGAGCCGUCACCACCGCCGAAAGGAGAAGAUGACGACGAAGAACCUCCCGUCAAACGUACCAAAGCCUCCAAGAUAGGCGGCUUAGGUCGACGGAGUGCCACCAAAUCUUUCGGCUCAACCGAGUCGGCUCAACCUUCGUCACCGCUUCGCCGUCGCUCCGACGCGUCGACUUCUACCGCCACAGCUUCAGAAGACGACGAAGACGACAUCAGGCCUGCAGUCAGACCCUCAUCUAAAGAGCGCAGUCUCAAACCCAAACUUGGUGCCUUGAGGAAAAGGCAGCCUGCCAGAACUUCACCGUCAGCCAGUCAUUCCCCCAAAGCCUCAUCACCACCAACAAAAGGCCCCAACAAAGAUCAAGUCCGCCCUGCAUCCGAGUCCUCCGACGAAGACGAAGCAUCAGACCUAGACGGACGCCAUUCUCCUCCACCCGCCCAAACUCCAUCGCGCCACCGCCUCGGACAGAUCGGCCGCAAAUCCGCCACAGCAACACCAAGCAGAGCCAGCGACUCAUCUCCUCCGCGCAAAGACAAAGGUAACAAUUCAGCAUCACCAUCACCAUCGCAAGCCACGCCCAGGCGCAGACUCGGCAAACUAGGCGCGCGCAAGCAACGAAAUACCCAGGCACACCCAUCGUCCGCGGAACCUGAGCCGUCACCCCGAUCUUCCAAGAAGAAGACCAGGUCAAAAGCCAACGAUGACGACUCAGACGCUACGAGUUCUGCGGCCUCGUCACCGUCACCGUCGCCAUCGCCAUCGGGCAGGAAAUUAGCCUCACGCCCGUUGACCAAGAACGAGUCUAAUCCCGAGCCCGAGCCUGCACAGCCGAACCCUGAAGAACCCGAAAAAUCCGAGAAAGAGGAGACAGCUGAAGAGAAAGCCAACCGGCGGCGCAUGGAAUUGAAACGUACAAUCGCAGCGAAUGCGGGCGCGAAGAAGAAGAGACGCUUCUGAACCUCUCGCCCUCUCUGUUGCGCCCCUGGCAUAGCAUCUCAGCACACGGGCACCAAAGAUGCUGUCUAUAUGGAGUACACGAGAUGUCAAAUGUCAGUGUCCAGGUUUUAACUGAUUGCUAAGCGGCACAAGCGAGAAUCAGUCUCAUCAACCACUCAUAACAGCACUUUUCUAUCUCAAAACUAAACACUUUGUCGCUUGCUAAGUAGUUCUUGUUGUCUCAAAUGAAAGACCACAGCCAGUGGACAAUCUUCGUGGCCUUA
This is a messenger RNA of Exophiala xenobiotica, 2232 nucleotides long. RefSeq lists its product as uncharacterized. Gene Ontology annotation, biological process: double-strand break repair via nonhomologous end joining. Gene Ontology annotation, molecular function: DNA end binding. Gene Ontology annotation, cellular component: nucleus; DNA ligase IV complex. The transcript has 2 exons. The record is from RefSeq and is a predicted model, not a curated record. Bases 65 to 1969 code for a protein of 634 amino acids. Lineage: Eukaryota; Fungi; Ascomycota; Eurotiomycetes; Chaetothyriales; Herpotrichiellaceae.